Messenger RNA from Linum tenue, 1719 nucleotides. The record is from the annotation of a GenBank genome assembly. Lineage: Eukaryota; Viridiplantae; Streptophyta; Magnoliopsida; Malpighiales; Linaceae.
AGUUGCCUUUCCUCUUCCCCUUACCUUUGCUUUCGCUACCGGAACACAAUAAGGUCAACACUUCCCUUCCCUGUAGAGUUUUCUCUCCACUUUCCCUCACCUCCCAAACACCAAAGACCCUCGGAAGCACUUGUUGAUGACAGUGCGCGGGCCCAAUUCCUGCUCUUAGCGAGAAAUUUGGCCUGUGGGAAGCGCGGAUUCGAAGCUGAAACCUAGAGAAGAGAGAGGCAUUUCUUCAAUCGGGGCAGAAUCGGACAAUGUCGGGCCCGCCGAGAUUCCGGUCGCUGAACAUCGCCGAGCCGGAGAACAAGGCCCCGAAAACCCCGGCGAGGAAGCAGCCCCGGAAGCAAGAGCUGGAGGCCAAUAAGGAGAGGAAAUCAGGGAAAGUGGCGGCGGUUCUGCGGCAGAAAUCGAUGAACGCGUCCUGCUCCUCGGAAGCGUCUUCGGACUCCACGAGCAGCAGCAGCCUGGCGUCGUCGUCUUCGUCGUCGACGGUGUGGUCUGCCUCGGGUGGAAUGCGCCGGAGCGGUGGCGCUGUUAAGAGGCGGCAAUGUGGAGUCAAAAUUGACAAGGAGGAAGGAAAAAGUGGCGGCGGUGGUGGAAUUGCGGCAGCGGAGGCGACUGACGACGGUGGGUUAGUGAGUAAAGUGGAUUGCUUUGAUCAGAGCAAGAAGAGGUGCCCUUGGGUUACUCCUACUACUGAACCAUGCUACACAGCAUUUCAUGAUGAAGAAUGGGGAGUGCCAGUCCAUGAUGACAGGAAACUCUUCGAACUACUAUCUUUGUCUGGUGCCUUGGCAGAACUAUCAUGGCCUGCCAUCCUCAAUAAACGGGAGGCAUUCAGAGAAGUGUUUCUAGGUUUUGACCCACAUGCUGUGUCGAAACUGAAUGAGAGGAAGGUCAUCAUGGCAGGAAGCCCUGCCAGCUCCCUACUACCAGAACAGAAGCUGCGAUCGAUCCUUGAAAAUGCACGCCAAAUUUGCAAGGUUUGUACUUCGUAGAAUUACGCCACAGGAAGUAGUAAAGGGAAAAUGUGAUGCAUUCUAGAACUCUCAAUUUGGGUUGUCAAAUUCAUGGCAGGUUGUAGAAGAGUUUGGGUCAUUCGACAAGUACAUGUGGAAUUUUGUGAACCAGAAGGCCAUAGUUAACCAGUUCCGGUACACCCGCCAGGUUCCAGUGAAGAAUUCCAAAGCAGAGGCGAUAAGCAAAGAUCUUGUGAAAAGGGGAUUCCGUAGCGUGGGGCCAACAGUUAUAUACUCGUUCAUGCAAGUAGCCGGCCUGACGAACGACCAUCUCGUCAGUUGCUUCCGGUACCAUGAAUGCAUAACAGGAGCAGAAUUGAAAGGAACAACUGCAGAAGGCUGUGAAGUCCAAGGCGGGAAAGAAAGAAGUUAAGAUGAGUCAUUCAAUGGAUUUGUGGAUAGAGAGAGAGUACUGGUGAAGUGAGAGAUAAAUGGUUGUGGGAUUCCCUGUCGUGGUUUGUUUACCAGCUACUACUACUGCAGAAUUGAACGUGGGGUAAAUGCUUUGCAUCUGGGAAUGGAGCUUGUGUAAAAGUACUUGGAAUAAAGGUGUCAAGGCAGCUCUGUACUGUAUAUAUGUUGGUUCAUUCAUUGUAAUGUAUGCAAGAUAAGUUGUCUGUUCAUCAUCCAACAUGAUUCUGGGUUUGUUUUUGGAUUAAUGCUCAUUUGGCCCAUCGACUUGGAUACUUUUCUCAAC